AUGGAAGCACGCAGAGCUCAACUUCUCACCCAGCUCCAUGAGCUGCAGCUCUGCAGGAAAAUGGUCGUCGAGCAGAAGGUGGCGCAUGCGGGCGAGCUCAACGACCUCCGUCAGAAACGUCAGCAACUGCGCGAUGCCGUGACAACGAGUCGUAUCCGGCAGCUUCAGGAUCAGGUCGAGCUUGUCCUCACGUUCACAGAGCAUCUUGAAUCGUCUGUGGGCACGAUUCAGGCCGCCGUGGACGAUCUCGCUAUCAAGACCGGGAAGUUGAUUCAACAAGUAGCCCGUCUCGUUACCGACACCCACGAAAGCUCAAUCCGAAGGACGAUCGCCAUCAACAUAGAGUACGAAUUGAAGCGGGCCUUUCUGGCGGAGUGGUUUCCGGAUGCUCAGCUGUCACAACGCACUUUCGCCGAGACGAUGCAGCUUCUGAAAGUUGCGAGUUCCGACGUUCACCCGGCUGAAGACAUAGAGGGAAAUCGAAUGACUCUGGCUGUGGCUACCGCCUUGUUGGAGUCUGAAUUCGAAGCGCCGAGCAACUCGCGACAGGCUGGGAAACAAUGGGAGGAGGAGAACAAGAAGACCGCAAUCUAUUACCUGAACAAACUGGCUCAGAUUCGGGAGAUGGAGAAGAGCGACAGGUUGCUCUAUAGGUCUUCCGCGCCUCACUUACCUUUUCCUAUUGGACCAGUGGGUGGUGGGGACAACCGCAACUAG
Molecule: messenger RNA, 717 nt
Organism: Fimicolochytrium jonesii
Lineage: Eukaryota; Fungi; Chytridiomycota; Chytridiomycetes; Spizellomycetales; Powellomycetaceae
Exons: 2
Coding region: 1-717 (238 amino acids)
Source: RefSeq, a predicted model, not a curated record